CACCUCAGCCGGGUCAGCGCUGUCCCCGGGGCUGCCAUGGCCCUCGGCAGUGGGCGCUUUGGUCCCUUGCUAGAGAAAACUCUUAAAAUCACCUUAAAGUGUGGCGUUUUCCAGGGGGUGCUGCAUCACGUCAACCCCGACCGGAUCUCCUCCCUCAUUUCAGUGAAGAACUUGGAAACUGGCAGAAGCACUCCAGGAGUAAAGCUAUUUUUUGACCACGAAAUAGUCAAUGUGGAAUUGCUGGAUGAACCAGAUUCAGGGAGGGGAACAUCUAUGCUCUCUGAGUGCACUUCAGCUAUUGAAGGGAACAAACAAGCAGACACGGGACCAGAAGAAUGUGGCCCCUGCAGUUCUCCUUGCAUAUCCCUAGAGAGCCAGCUCAGAUCCUCAGACACCUUAAAAUAUUCCCUCUCAGAGGAGAAGGAAGAAGAGGAUGUGCAGUACACAAUUGUUGAUAGUUUCCAGCAGAAAUUUGACCCAGCAGUGCUGCACCUAAAACAGCAGCAUGUUGUCAGUAUAGCAGGAGAAGGUGUUAAUUUGUGUCGUCAUGGAAAACUCUCCUGGCUUGAGAUAGCAACAGAGUGCCAUAUUUUUCUAUUUGAUAUCUUCCUUCUGGGACCUCAGGCUUUCAAAAAUGGAUUACAAAUGGUGCUGCAAGAUAAAAACAUUGUGAAGGUCAUGCAUGACUGCCGCUGGAUCUCAGACUGCCUCUUUCACCAGUACGGUGUCCUUCUCUCCCAUGUCUUCGAUACACAGGUUGCUGAUGCUCUGCAGUUCUCAAUGGCAACAGGUGGCUUCCUUCCGCACCGUGUCUGCACGUUACAGGAGUGUUUGAUGCAGCACUUGAAGAUACCUUCCAAACGGGAUGUCAUCAUGAAGCACGGGCAGCAGAUGGCCUCAGAGAAUCCUGACAUAUGGUUCUUGAGACCCUUUCCAGCUUCUCUGCUGAAAGCCCUUGCUCUGAAGGCUAUGUAUCUUCUGCUGCUCCGCCCACCUCUAAUGGAUAAAUUGAUGUCUGACCUAACAGCUGUAGUAACUGAUUAUUUAAAUGCUUAUCAGACUAGGUCUGGAGAUCACCUUGAGAGCAUAAAGCCCACUUGCAUGGAGCUGCCACAGGAGCUGCGUCAGCUGGCAGACAUCCAGAAGCUGCGAAGGGAGAAAGCAAUCAAAGACUACAGAAUGAAUGAGGAUGGUCUUCUGAUAAGACCAGCCGUGGAAUUAAAAGAGAGAAACGAUCCAUGGAAGGAUAAAAACUACAGAGAUGACAGGGACUGCCUUCCCACAAAUAAAGCAGUGUCUCAAAUGACAGCCUUCUACGAUCGGGAUGUAGUUCAUCAAGAAAAGUCUGAAAAUCAAAACCAAGUGCUGAAUCUGUGGAAGAAUCUUAUACCAACCUCAGGCGGGCUGUAAAAAUCUAAUAUCUGAUACAGAUGACUCAAUAAGCUCAUACUGGGUAUCCAAAUGAAAAAAGGGGCUGUUGCCCCUGCAGAAGUGUCAGACAAAAGCUCCUUUCUUUACAAUAACAGGUAAACUCAUUGUUGAAUGGAAAUAAUGAUGGGUUUUCUUUAGAAGGAAGUUCCUUCUGUGUCUGACUGUUCUUCUUGAGGUCUAUUUUUGAGAUCCAUGUUUUUCAAAAGCUAUUUUUAAUUUUAAAACAGUGACUGUUGUUCUUGCAUCGUUAUCAGACCAAUGUCUUAAAUUGUAUUGGUUCUUUUGUUACCUGUUGCAGAUACGCAAAACUCUUAUUCAAUAUGUGAACAGGGGAGCUUAUAAAAUGCCUGUUCAUUGAGAUUAGAAGGGGUUUGCUUGGAAAAAUUAAUAGACCUGGCUAACCUGUAUGGGCUUGGUUUAUAUACAGAUAAGUCUCUUGGCAUAGCUAUAUAAGUCUUUCAUAGGACAGUGAAAAGAUCACACCCUAAUGAACCACUAUGCUGGCAAAAACAGCAAAGCAGUGUGCUAAUAAAAAGGACUUUUCUGCCAAGUCAGAGUUACUUUAGGCUGAGAAAAGAAGCUUCCCGCUGAAAGUUGUUUGCUGCUGUUUGUCAGCACUGCUGUUUCAAAUUCGGGUAGAUAAGGCUGUAACACUGAUGUUGUGUGUAUAUAGGCAAGCAUGUAUAAAUGGGGG
Messenger RNA from Athene cunicularia (burrowing owl), 2125 nucleotides. It is a transcript of the gene EXD1, whose product is annotated as exonuclease 3'-5' domain containing 1. The record is from RefSeq and is a predicted model, not a curated record. The coding region runs from base 37 to 1410 and encodes 457 amino acids. NCBI's taxonomy places the organism in Eukaryota, Metazoa, Chordata, Aves, Strigiformes, Strigidae. Gene Ontology annotation, molecular function: nucleic acid binding; 3'-5' exonuclease activity. Gene Ontology annotation, biological process: nucleobase-containing compound metabolic process. The transcript is spliced from 11 exons.